AUGAGCGAUCCUAUAGAUCGUAUCGUCAAAGGCGCUCCACCGCCUGACGUGAGCGCUGAGCAGCUUGCGGCGAGUGCGAGGGCUACAGGACCUGCCAAUUCACAUUCAAUUACCGCUCCCCUUCCACCGUCCAUCUCGGGGGGGAUCCACAGCCACUCCAAUGAUCCCAGAGAUGCGCUGCCUUCGAGCCCGCCUCAAAUAUACCUCAAUCUUCUCAUCUUGGAAUCAUCCCUAAGGCUGCAGUAUGUUUCUCUUCGAGCCCGACUUCGAUUGCACUUGCUCCUGCUUGUGACAUUGGUCGUGUGGGUGCWAGCCUUUACCUAUCUCCUCUUCUUUCGGCCACGUGAAGAUGGUUCCGGAGUGGGAGGAAGCGUUUACUGGGUGCUUGAAUCUGCCGAAAAGCUGGGCUGGUGCUCUGGUGUUGUCACACUGGCGCUCUUCUGGGGAACYGGCAUGUACGAGCGCGGUGUGCGUUGGCCACGGAAGUUUGUCUCCACCACAAAUCGCGGUCUUCGAGGCUUCAAUCUGAAAGUCGUGGUGGUCAAAGGGUCGCUCCUUUCGGAGCUCGCAGGAUGGUUCGCAAUGUUGGAUCAAAUGGGGUGGUUUCGAGAAGAUCGAGUAAACUACCAAGUCAUGCCCAAAGAUAUCGAAGUGGGCGGUAAUAAAGUCGAGAAUUGGAAUGCGCAUGCCGGUAAGCAUGGUUUAUUGGAAGAUGAUAUUGCACCAGGAGGCGAUGUUCUACGAGUGCUACUUCUGCCAAAGCCCUUUUCCCCAGACUUCCGUGAAGGCUGGGACACAUUCCGUCUGGAUUACUGGGAGCGCGAGAAUAGUCGAAGGAGCCAGCUACGUACUUUGAUUCGAUCCCGAAAGCGUGAGGUUGCACGCAAGGAUGGAGGAUGGCUCUGGUGGACAGGCUGGCGUGGAUGGCGCAACGUCCGGCUUUCAAUAUUCACGAGCCGCAAGUCCCGUCGACAGCUUGACCUUGAUAAACUGGCCUUGAAGGAUCGACCGUCAUCCGAGCGUAUCAAGGAGAGGCGUCGGAAAGAAAGUCUCAUACGUGAUGGAUCACUCUCAAGGUACGGUGGCGACCACUCAAGGAACUCGUCGAUUUCCAGGACACCUACUCCUGACCCAGCGGAUCCGUACCAUUCGCGGGAGCAAAGGCCGAGGAGAGGAAGCAGUGCUAGUAGUCGCAGGCCACGGAAGACGAUGGGUACCUUGAACGAGAAGAGUCGACUUUCGGCGACAGAAACACUUUUGCACGACACUAUCGAAGUGAGUCCUCUGAGCAAAAGGGCAAGMACAAUCAGUACGACUGGAAGUGAAGGCGAUGAUGGGAGUGGGGGAAAGAACAAGGUCACGCCGAUGUUCACAAAUGAGAUCAAGGCAGAACCAGAGGAGGAAUGA
This is a messenger RNA of Ramularia collo-cygni, 1407 nucleotides long. Its product is annotated as related to SPO7 protein. The record is from RefSeq and is a predicted model, not a curated record. Gene Ontology annotation, cellular component: Nem1-Spo7 phosphatase complex. The coding region runs from base 1 to 1407 and encodes 468 amino acids. Gene Ontology annotation, biological process: nuclear envelope organization. The transcript has a single exon. Gene Ontology annotation, molecular function: phosphoprotein phosphatase activity; protein phosphatase regulator activity. Lineage: Eukaryota; Fungi; Ascomycota; Dothideomycetes; Mycosphaerellales; Mycosphaerellaceae.